AUGAAUUCGCAGGAAUGGCCCCUAUGGUGGCGGACUUCCGCCCUCUUGAACCUCAGCUUUUUUAGCAUGAUGACCAAUGCAUUUAUUUCUGACAUCUCUCCUCUUUUUGGCCUCAUUAUAGCGGACUUCCAUAUCACACCCAAUGACGCAGCUCAACUUGCAUCCUAUGCCGUGCUUACCAUAGGCGCAGCGAAUCUAGCGAUGUUCCCGGCCGUAUAUCUUUUGGGUACAAGAUACACUGUUUUGGUGUCGUUGAGUCUGUUUUUGGCCUCCAAUAUCUGGGCAGCGUUCGCAGCGUCCUAUAGCUCUCUCCGCGCCACGAGAAUCAUUGGGGGUUUUGCCGCUGGAAUUGUACAGGGUAUAGGACCAAUGAUGAUACCCCAGAUGUUCCCACAUAAUCAGCUUGGAAAGGCGAUGGCAGUGUAUGUUCUGUUUAUGUCUAUGGGAUCGUCGUUGGGGCCUACAUUUGCGGGCAUCAUUGCGGAUCAUCUGCAUGAUUGGCGAUGGUUAUUCAGGAUAACAUCAAUCCUUCUAGGAGCCAACCUCCUUUCCUGUCUCGCUAUGCUGCCAGAAACUCACCAUAACCACCGCGACCCCAGCCAAGAAAGCCAAUCCCUCGAACAGGGCAAAUCUAAUGAGGAGAGCGACCACUGCAACACUGUUGAACAUGUCGAUGAAGUUCCUCAAAGACAGCCUCUCAUCCACUUGUGGUUUGAAAGAUCAUUUUAUGUUCCGCAAACUGUUAAGAGUUACAAGCCGUAUUUCCAGUACCUGCUUGACCUGUUGUUGCUGCUUAUCACACCCGAAAUAAUUGUCACAGUCCUCAUGUGGGCGUGUACAAUUGGGUGGGUGCUGGUUGCCUCCAUUAUGUCGGCAAUCUACUAUGGUAGUCCUCCAUUCUCUUGGAGUAGCCAGGAAAUCGGUCUUCUCAACUUGGGCCCUUUUGUUGGCCUUGUCCUUGGAUUCCCACUGGGAGGCCCGGUGGCUGACAAGGUAAUUCUCUAUAUCGCCAAAAACAAGGAAGACCCUGAUCCAAGGGGUCGUCUGGUUCUCCUCCUGAUCGGGGGUAUCAUAUCCCCCCUUGGAUGUCUGCUGAUGGGCCUGAGCCUCCAAAACCAAUGGCAUUGGAUGGGCUUUGCUGCAGGAUGGGGAAUGCUGGCAUUCGGGAUCACGUCUUCCUGCAGCAUUCUACUGACCUAUUCUAUCGACCGAUUCAAGCAAAAAGCUGGACAUGUUGGACUUGUUGUGCAAAUGAUCACGUACCUUCUUUCCUUUGCCAUGACCUAUUGUACGGUCGACUGGUAUACUGCCCAGGGAGCACUGAAGCAGUUCGGAACCAUGGCUGGAAUUCUUUGGGUGUGUUACUUGCUUGGAUUUUGUUUGUAUUACAUUCCUCUUGGUACUCGCGGUUGA
This is a messenger RNA of Penicillium subrubescens, 1413 nucleotides long. Its product is annotated as major facilitator superfamily domain-containing protein. Gene Ontology annotation, molecular function: transmembrane transporter activity. The transcript is spliced from 3 exons. Lineage: Eukaryota; Fungi; Ascomycota; Eurotiomycetes; Eurotiales; Aspergillaceae. Gene Ontology annotation, biological process: transmembrane transport. The record is from RefSeq and is a predicted model, not a curated record. Bases 1 to 1413 code for a protein of 470 amino acids.